AUGAGGGCUCAUGACAAGGUUGAGGUAUUUGAUAUUUACCGUGCAUUGAAAUUGCCUUCUAUUUAUGAAGAGUUGUCAGCUAUUACUGUGGUUGAUAAAAUUCUAGAAUCACAAGUAGUUCUUUCCGAUGAUCCCUUAGAGAGUGUUAAAUUGUCUGAUGAACAAGUUGAUGCGGCAUUGAAGAUCUUAAAGCACACGAAGAAAGUAACUGGAUGGUUUCUACCAGCGAUUCAUCAUGGUUUUUUUAAGAUUGCGAGACCUAUGUGGAGUCUUUUGGAGAAGGAUGUGAAGUUUAACUUUGAUGCAAUGUGUAUGAGAGGUUUUGAGAUGCUGAAGAGAAACUUAAUACAGGCUCCUAUUCUAAUUGCUCCUGAUUGGGAAUUACCAUCUGAACUCAUGUGUGAUGCAAGCGAUGUAACAGUGGGUGUAGUGUUGGGACAAUGA
Messenger RNA from Solanum pennellii, 444 nucleotides. RefSeq lists its product as uncharacterized. The record is from RefSeq and is a predicted model, not a curated record. The transcript is spliced from 3 exons. The coding region runs from base 1 to 444 and encodes 147 amino acids. NCBI's taxonomy places the organism in Eukaryota, Viridiplantae, Streptophyta, Magnoliopsida, Solanales, Solanaceae.